Messenger RNA from Hydractinia symbiolongicarpus, 8929 nucleotides. RefSeq names its product lysosomal-trafficking regulator-like. The record is from RefSeq and is a predicted model, not a curated record. The transcript has 42 exons. NCBI's taxonomy places the organism in Eukaryota, Metazoa, Cnidaria, Hydrozoa, Anthoathecata, Hydractiniidae. Bases 107 to 8929 code for a protein of 2940 amino acids.
UUUAUCUUAGCGUAUGAGAUGAGCUUUCACUUUACAGUAAUGAUACAUUGUGAUUAUUAUAGUGACAAAAAAAAAUGUAAUUAGUUAUACACAAAAAAAAAGAAAUAUGGAGGAACUAUGGAUGGAGUAUCACCAAUGUCAAAAAGCAAUGCAAAAAGAAAGUUUAUGGCAGAAUAUGCUGUUGCAAUCUAUAGAAGAAGGUUGCAAAAACAACUUGCUGUUCACCUACAGCUCUGAGUUUGCAAAUACACUUGGCAGCCAGUUUUUAUCUGCGAUUGACGAGCAAUGUGCUUUAUGUGAAGAUGAACCUCAGACUCUUAUAAAGUACUUAUCCCAAGGGCCUGGUUGUCACAUGCUUAUUGCUUUAAAUUUGUAUGGAGAACAGGUGACCACUUGCUGUAAUGAACUCUGCACACUUCUACUAUCCAUUACACCACUAAUUUUUCAAGGGAGCAAGGAGAAUGACGAAGAUAUUACAAUACUACCAGUAAAAGCAAACCCAAGCUCAUUUAAAUCACACUUCCAAGCUCUAUCUCAAAAGCUUAUAGGACUGCAAUCAAGCGUGAAAAAUAAAUCCAGUUGUUCGUCAAGUGAACUAUCUGAUUCUGCUAAUAGCAAAAGGGAAACAGAUGUUAUAUGGGCAAGUUUAAGUGAAAGAAUAAAAGCAAUUUCAAUACCUAGGAAGGAAUUGUUUUAUCAAAUUUUAUCAGCAUUUUUACAAUUAGCACAGAAUGAUUACAUGUUGCGAGACACGGCUAUAUAUCUUUCAUUCAUAGAAAAAUGCUUGCAUGACAUGUCUAACGAGCACCUGUCAACACAAAAGUAUAAGCUGUCGCAUUAUCAUUACUAUGGGUUAAUUCAAAUUGUAAUCGCCUUACUGAAUGAUGUUGUGAAAACAAAAGAUGGAUUAUCAAUGGUAAACACAACAGCAUUUUACACUGAACUUUUAGCACAUAGCCAGAUGUUUGUUCAAAACAAAACAACUACAGUUUGUUUGUAUCUAAGCCUCUCCACUAUCAAAUUAGCUGUCACGGUGCUCUGCCAGAGUAUUAAUCAAAACACUUUGUAUGCAGUACCGGAAAUCCUAAAGCUAAUCGAAAAGUUUUUAGAGUUGAGUUACUUUCAGUUACUUAGAAAAUUAGCUGUAAGCAUUGACACAGAGAUUGGGAAAAACGAUAGAGAAGAAAACCGUGCAUGUGCUGAGUCUGAUACAUAUUUAAAACAUUGCAUUCUGUGUUUUGAUCUGAUCUUAAAGCAAUUGUCAAAGAUUAGUAAACAAUUAAAAGGCUUAAAGGGUCAAUGUAGUGAUAAUGUUGCCCGUCAAAAGCAGUGUGAGACUUCAAAAUUCAAACAUCCACACAUAAGACGUCCAGAUAAGAAUAAACGCCAAAGUAACAACUCUAGUAGCAACGACAUUGAAUCUGAUUUGUCGUCUCGUUCAGAAAUCGAAAAUCAAUCAGAUGAUGAAUCAGCAGAAAAUCUUUCAGAUUUUGACAAUUUCUUUGUUGGAUCUAGUGAUGCUGAAGAACAAAAGAAGUCGGUUGAGAAACCUAAAGCCGGAUUGAUUGUGCACAAGACAGCUGGUGCAGGUUGUUUUAGUUCUUUAUGCAGUCAAUUGUUUUCUGGUAUGUUUUCUGAAAUACAACAGCCUGAUUUACAGGAAUCAAUUGUGAAUGCAAUGAUGCAUAUUGGUGUAUGCAAAUGUGUUGAUUUAGAUCAAUAUUUAGUUGGUAUUUCGUCAAGAUUACCACGUUGUGAAGAAAUUAUUGUUGAUAAAUCUCUGGCUCUUAUAUCUCAUUUGGUAUCAUCAUAUUUUAACCUACUUAUUCAGACACCUAAGAUGAGGAAUUUAAGCAGAGGUGGCUCUAGUCGUCAGAGAAUAAGUCCAAAAUCUAUGGAACUGGAAACUGUGGAAGAAAAGGGAUAUGAUGUUGCUGAUGGUAAAAAAAAGUCGUACCAAUUUAUUGCAAAGUUCAAACAAUAUCUUGCUGCAGCAAAUGUUAUGUUGAAAGUGCAUCUUCUAAAACAUAUAAAAGCCAUGAUACAUAAAACACCACAAACAUUGCAAAAAGAACUAUUCUGUCGAGUUGUUCUCCCAAAUUUUAAAGCACUCUUUCCAACAGCUCAGUUAACACAAGAUGAUGUGGAAUUUUCAUCGUCUGAUCCUGCUUCCAUAUUAAAGUUAUAUUUGGAAGUGUUGUUGACUUUCUUGAAGCAUGAUGACCAACUCAUGUGGAUGUUUUACCAGCAGGAUUGCCUUGCUAUUUGCAAAAUACUUGCAUUAAGCAGUGAUGCAGAAGUGAGUCUCCAUGCUUUAAGUAUACUUGAAGUUAUGGGUGCCCUUCACAGUUCUAAUAACCCAUGUCAACAUGAAGGUAAAGGAAGUAAAACCAGACUAGGGACUUCUGAAUCAAAAUAUGACGAGAUUUCAAAGCAAUCUGUUUUAUAUCUUGUUCAGAUUUUUACAAAGCUUUGUAAUAAAAAGGAUGACAUCAAUUCUUUUUUCACUGAUAAUGAAUCAAUUUUGCUAAACGUAUUAAGCAUCAUAGAACACUUGCGUUACCAGAAUGUGGUAUUACAAAAAGAACUUGAGGAAGAGUCUGUAAAGUAUAGAUAUUUCAGAUUAUUUGAAGAUUUAAUAGCACAAGUGUGUGAAAGAAAAAAGACCUUACAAAGUUGUGAUGAAAAAACUGGAAAUGCUGAACAAGAAGGAGCCAAAAAGAAAAUUUACCCAGAAAUACUCCUUCUACUUGAUUGGUUGAAAACUCUCUUACCAUUGCAACUAAAAAUGUCGUACGCAGAUACCAGGAAUGAGCAAAGCAUUGCGAACAUUCUGGACAAGUUAAGAUCUUCCUUUCUACAUAACACGAUUAUAUUCAGUGAGUUGGGACAUCAAGUUUGCUUAGUCAUUCUGCAGUCAGCAACGACGUACAGAAAAAAGCGUAAACAUAACGACAGUAGCAAGAGUGGCAGAGAUGAGAACUUUUCAGGAAGCAAGUCACCUACCAGUAUGUCAAAUAAUGAUGAAAGAGGAAACAAGUCAUUUAUUUUGCAAGAGGAGAAAGGUUAUGAGGCAGAUCAGGAAUCAGAGGACUCUGAUAAUACACAUGCAUCUCGUUCCUCUCUAACAGUCUUCUUCGACCAUCACAAGAUGUCGUCAUCAUCAGCAAUUGUAGCGAAAUCCCCAAGUAACCAAUUAUCUGUCCAUAUUAUGCACCCCUGGCUAUGUACAUUUGUACUUGACUAUUUGGCUGAGGCACUCAUGGCGAAUAAGAAACAGGAAAAACUGGUGUACAUUUUGAAUAUUGUUCUAAACGAAAUACAAAGUUAUCAAAUGCUAUCGGCAAAAAACAACAUGUGUUUAUGUAAGGAGGGUUUGUUAUCCAUUUUAAUGAAGAAAUUUAGUUUCGUCUUUGAUGACGAUUUUAAUAAAGAAACUCAGCAUGUGAUUGGAAAAAUAAUGGUUCACCUUUCUAAACACAUGAUUGUUACAAACGACAUGAAGAUAUUUUUUGAACUUUUCAAGAAGUCGAAUGUGUCCAGGAAACUGCUAUCAUCUAUACUUUUAAACAUGACAGAGUUAGCUGUGAAAUAUUACAGUCCAUGUUAUUUUUUGUCAUUUCCAUUGUAUUUUGAUGAGGACCAUGUCCAUCUGCAUGGAAAGAAGUUACUGCAUAAAGCACAGUCAUUCUUAGUGCAUAAACAAGAUAAUAACGUAAAACAUUUGCGCUCAAGAAGUCAAAGUUGGUCAAGUGUUAAUGAUAUUGGGGGUACAGUUUUGAAACCUAUUGGUUAUAGCAGCCAACAACCUGCCUUGGAAUCUGCAAUGGUUCAGCUACCACUGGAAAGCAAAUUUGUAUGGCCAGACAAAGAGUUCAGCAUUUCCUUAUGGUAUAAUUUAGAAGAUAAUACUUAUCAUCGCUUUGAUCAUGAGAAAAAUGCCAGAAUUGACAGGAAAACAUAUAACAGACAAAGAAGUUUCUCUUUGGUGUAUGAAAGAUCAAGUGAAGCAGGUUGUGAGUAUAACUGUGAAGAGCUGUUCCAUUUAUGUUCUUUUGGUGGAACCAAUGCAAUGUUUGAAGUUUGGAUUGGAGCAAAAACAGGUUGUUUACAGUUUAGAUGGAUCACAGCAAACCAUGGAAGUAGCACAGAAGAACAAUUGACGACGUUUGAUCAAGUUAUCAUACCACAACCCUUGACGAUGAAUAAAUGGCAUCAUUUAGUUAUUACUCUUGUUUUGCCAUCACAGCCACAUACAUCUGAGAUUUUGACUAUUUUGGAUGGUUGUCAACUAGCUACUGUUCAAAUGAAGUACCCAAGUCGUGCUGUUUACAGACAAACAAAACUUGUUGCGUUACUCGGCCAUGGGCACAAGAAAGAUGACAAAAACAUUGUACUACAGCAUAACAGCAUUUUAAAAACUGGAAUGUUUAUGAUAUUUCAAGGUCAACAUUCUUCUAUGGAUCAUAAAAAGAAAUCCGUGGCAAAAACACACAGCCCUGUGAUUGAUAAAAUAAAAGCAAUCUAUCUUUACUCACUUGGUCCAAACAGCUCAAAUGUGAAUACAGAAUAUCAAGAACUUUUUUCCAAUCAAGUUGCAAGUCACAUGGAUUCGUCUUUGAACUGGGACAGCAUAGUUUUUAAGGAGCUAUCAUUUUGUAUGAAUAUUUUGUCAGAAGAAUUAAUAACCAACAAAUUUCCAUUGAAAUUGUUUGAGAGUCCAAUGGAAACCCUGGAUCAAAUCAAGGCUGAAUUAAAGAGAAGUCUGAUGCUGGUAUUCAAUCCGCAGUGCCACACAGAAUUUCGCCAGUUUAUACCCCAGUUAAAAAAAUCUGGCCAAAUACAACACAUUUAUUUGACUGAAGCAAACAAUGGUUCCCCAGGUGAAUCCUAUGAUGAAAAUAAUUUGGAAACCUUGUUGCUAGGUGAUAUUAAACCACACCAUAUGCAAACAUUUCAAGAUGCUGUACAUAACUGCGGAGGAAUGGCAGUUCUACUUUACCUCCAUGCUAUGGUUGCAGAAUAUGAGAGGUCUGAAGAAGCACAAUCAUCUAUAUUGAGAUCAAUAUUUCUUGUGCAAAAUAAUUGUUCUUUUCUUCUACGAGAGAUGAAUGAUUUGGCUGGUUAUGUUCUGAUUAGCAGAGUUUUAAAGUUAUCACCAUGUCAACUUAAUGCCGCAAUGAUGAGGGCUCUUCUUGAAUCAAUAUGUGAUGGUCAGAUAUUUGUUAUGGCUGACGAUGAACAAGAUAAGCGAAAUAUAGUAAAACCAAAGACCACAGCGAUUGUUAAAAAUGUUUGCAUCCUACAAAUUGUACUCAAGGAUUGGCAUUUGAUGAACAGUGCUACAACUGACGUGCAAGAAAUGUUUUGGAAAGUUAUGGAAGCUUUGAUAUGUCCCGAACAUCCUAAUGCUCAAUUUAAUAUUAUGCAAUUUCAACGAGCGAGAGUUGUUGAGAACCUAUUGACUGGUUGUCAAGAACUGCAACAGGAAAAGGUUCCACAACUACCUGCCCCUUUAUGCAAAUUGUACAUUGGGGUAAUAAAUAACCUUCUUGGACAACCAGUUGAUCUACCUGUGUUAAAAGCUAUUUGCAGCUUCCUUAUUGCAAUUCAUCCCACUGUUGAUACAUUAACUUUACACUCUGCGUUGAACUUUUAUUUAAUCGCAAAAGUUACAGCUCCAGACGUUAACUUACGAGAGCACUCUUCACUGCGUCUUUCCAAAAGCGAAAGAAACCGUCGAACAGCAUCAUUUAACGAAGCUGAUUUAUAUAUGCGAGAAUUUGAAUCUCAACUUCACUCUGGUUCACCUCAGGUGAUAUUAUCGCAAGAAGAUUUAUCAACUGGAAGCGUUAUCCAAUCAGAAGUAAUCAUUCAUCGACCAUCAAUUACAUCCUUUCAAGAAUUUAUGGACAGUACAAACUCUUUAAGUUUUACUGAUCAAGAAAGCAACCAAGAAUCUAGGGCAGGGUUUUCAGCACAAAUUUCAUCAACUCCUUUUAAAGAAGCACAGUGCAUUGUUGAUGGUGGUGAGAAAAUUGAAUCAAAAGUGGAGAAUUCUAAUGGUCCAUCCAGUGGAAGGCCUGCUCCAAGAAUCAAAGCUAAAUUAUAUGGGCAUCGACGUAUUCAAUCAGAUGGGAAUGUUAAGUUUAAUACAAGUGUUGAAUCUCCUCAAUUUAAACCAAAACCACAAUUGUUAUCAACAGAGUCGCAUGACUAUGAUAUAAUUUCUGAUUCGGAAUUACAUUCAUCAUGUGAGGGACACGAGGAAUAUUUAGUUGUGGAUGGGUUUAUUGAUCAAAAAGUUGGAAGCUUCACACCGCAACUAGCAAGAAAAGAAACUACUAUUAAACAACUUGAUGUGUUGUAUCAUUUGCGCCUUGGUUUAAUGAAAUUACUUAAAACGACAUUGAUGUUAUUGCCAGAUAAGAUGGUAACACGUGUGUUUGGUGCUAUAUUGAAGGUUGAACACUUGUUGGCCUUAGUGCAUCAGCCAUCAGACAUACUAAGAGAAGUCGCGUUAGAUAAUCUACUGUUAUAUUUACAAAGGGGAGGAAGAGACUGCUUAGCUAAUUUUAACCGAUUCAUGGGUUGCCAUCUGUUAGCCAAUCAGCUUCAUCAACAUCCCAUCACUGUAAAAAUUAUCGAAAGUUGCAUCAGUCUUCUUGUUUCAAAAACACUUGUUUUGAAUGGAAACUUGCUAACAGAGAUUGACUCGAAAGAGGAAAAUAUAUGUCCAAUGGCCAUUGUACCUUGUUUAACAUUACUUGAGGGUUGCAUUCAAAAACCAACUAGCUUUGGUCUGCUUAUACAAUUCCUGUUAAAGGUAUUUGAUAAAGUAGAAAGUUUACCUCUAGUGGCAUUCGAUCAUGGCUUAGCGCAUAUUAUUUGCAAUAUUUUGUAUGGUUUAGCGAACGAAAAAACAGGAACAAUGCAGACUAGCUGGAAGAAAGAGUCAUUUGGUCACAUAUUAUUGCUUUUGGAUUGGUUGGUGAACAAGGCAUGCUGCACUUGCCAAUCGCUAUACUUUCAAAUGUACAAAGAUUUGCAUUUGUCACUGGAGAAUGUUGACAUAAAGGAAAAGGAGAAAAAAGGUGUGACUCCCCCUUUACUCUACAAAAUAUGUCACUUUCUGAGGCAUUACCUUAUACAAACCGCACUUGAAGUUUUCAAAUCCAGCGAUCUCUACAUCACUCAAACCAGAUUAUCAUCAAAGGGUAAAGCCCAGUAUUUGUCCACACCUGACUUAUUUGGCUCACCUGGAUCAUCAAGACGAGCAUCAACACCAAGAAACCUCCUCAACAAGAUACGAGGCUCUAUACAAGUCAUACCACCGCCGACAGUAGCAACUCCUGGUGAAAUACAGGAACGAUUUAUAGAUGUUGUCACAGAAGCGGUGAAACUUGCAACUCUUUUCAAUAAAGGAGAUCACACCACUGAGUGUACAGUAUUUGGCCAUGCGUUAAAAUUUUUGAAUGCUCAAGAGAAGCGUUCAAAUGAUGCUGAUAGAGAGUUCAGUAAAGAUCUGUUGCAAUGGUUUUUUCAGAACAUUACUUUAUCGUUGUCAAACGAACAAGACAAUUCAAGCUGGAGCCAGCUCCUUAGAGCAACUAAAGAAGAACUCAUUUUGCAAGCUAACAGAGUUAUUGUGCAUUUCGUAUCACCAUUACGAAGUACUGAAGUGCGAUUGCAUUUCAUCCAUCAAAUUAUGCAACAUAAGGAGAACAAAGCAGUACUUCAAAAUAUGCUGUAUGGAAACACAGUAUCAAAGACUCGUGAUCGAUACCUUGCUUGUCUUCAGAGUAUUUUAGCCAUACCUAGCUCUCAACUUUCCCCAGAAGACAUUGACCUCUUAAGUGAUUUUAAGAAGUUGCUCUCAAAAGUAAAUUUUGUUAAAUUGAAAGAUCAAAAGCUGUUAGAAGAAAUGAGAGAGCUAAAGCAUAGAAGAAGAGAAGAGGAAAUUAUAAAACGUAAAGAAGCAUACAAGCGAAUAAGUGACCGCAAUGCAGAACUCUGUCAAAACAUUGCAAAUCAAGGCAUGGAAGUGUCAAAGGUCAUUGUUGAAGAACAGGACCGACAAAGACAAAAGCUUUUGAGAGUUGUUCGAGGAAAUAAUUCUAAGGAUGUUGAAGUGAGAAAAACAUGGCGAAAUGUAAUACAUCAUUUGACACAAGAAAGAGCACCGUGGUAUUGCAAAGAAAGCUACCCUUGCUCGUGGCAGUUGGACCCAACUGAAGGGCCAUCACGCAUGAGAAAGAGGCUACAGCGAUGCCAUCUUGAGAUUAUGCCGAAAUUUUUUUUAGAUGGAGCACCAGCAAAAAAAAAACUUCUUUCAAAGAGUCAACUCUCCUACUUAUUUGCAGAACACUGUGAUGGAGAUAGACCAACUUACUAUAGUUUUAAAACAAAUGACACGAUUAGGUUUCUUUAUCACUGCAAAAGAGUGACACCAGCAACAAAGAAUACUGGAGAAGUGUUGAUAGGAGAGACGCACAUGUAUUUUGUUGGUGACGAUAUACUUCAAGAUAACAACGUCACGCAAGCAUUUUUUGGUGAGAGAGAUGUUGUAUCAAUAUCAUGGCGUUAUGAUCUUGAAGAGAAGAUAUGCCUUACAGGUAAUAAAGAUGUUCGUGAUAAUGCUCUUGAAAUCUUUUUAACAUCUGGAAGAACUUUCUUGUUGGCGUUUGAGAACAGCAAGAGUCGUGAGGAAGUGUAUGAACAACUGGUGUCAAGAGAAUUACCCAACCUCAUAACAACAACAACAGACUUGACUACGUUAACUAACAAAUUAAUUUUGGCUUAUUUUUAUUGGAGACUUCUAAAAUACAACUGUGAAUGCCUCGAGAGUUAUUUAAAUCAGGAAGUUUCUAUUUCAAAAUUAUGGAAAAAGAUGAGUGGAACAUCAAUAAAAAACACUAAGAACCUUUGA